CAUUGUUUACGACUUUACGGCAUGGUUGUCGUGCAAAUGUCACGGAAACGAUGGACGAUGAAGACGAGGAGGUGAUAUUUGAGGGCCAUCCUCUGGACCAAUACCUGAAAGAUAUAGGAUUCAGAGAUUAUGAAAGUGAAACCCCAAACAUUCAGAAGAGAUGUGAGAAAGUAGCUGAGAAAUGUAGCAUUUCUACAAGGAUAUUGUCCCUGUGGCAUAAAAUUGAUGUGAGGAAGUAUAUUACUUCAAACUGGUGGGGAAUAAACAGACUGGAUUUUACCACAAUUCAUGAAGUCAUAGACAUCAUCACACAAAGCAGACUACUCUCUGAGGAAGAUUUUAAUUUAAUUUCCAGUUUGGACAUUGAUAAAGAACAUCAGCGUACACUAAGUUGGCAUGUGCUGCCUUUAGGUGGGCUUGUAGGUGCAGUUACAUGGACACUGAAGAGCCCACUGCUUAUAAUAGGCAUCCCUACACUACUACUGUAUGCUGCAGUGCGCUUGGCAGGCGAACGGUAUCACAGACGCUGCUUGCGGUCAGUGGCGGCUCUUGUUGGAGCAUUGCAGGAACUGCAGACCACUUCCAAGAAGGCACUCAGACGUUUGCAGGAGAAUGAGCUGAUUGCACGAGGUUUCAUGUUCUCUGUAACAGGUAGUUCUGUUGAACGACUAGAAAAUUCAUCUCUACCAAGCCUGACACGACGAUGGCACACACUACCUGGUCUUCGUGAAGGUCUGUUGUCUGCCUUAACUGCAGCUGUGCAGAGCCUUACUGAAGCGACACGAGUUCUUGUAGAGCAAUACCCUUUGAGAGGGCAGCUGGACAGGCAGCAGUUCUACCUAGCAUUUCAAGAGGCCGAUUUUCUCAACACCAUUGGUGCUACCUGUGAAGAAGACGGCAGCAUCUCACAAGAGGUCAAAAUUGAUGUGCUAAAGAUGGUGGUUGCCAUCCUGGCAUUCUUAGCAUCAGUGAGGCACACCUAUUAUGAGCAGGUUCUGCAGAAUUGCUAUCUUUUACUGCAGUCAGAAUUCCUUCGCCGCCUCGUUCUUACUUUCCAUCCUGAAUUGAGAGCUGAACCAUCACGUGUCAACCCAAAGAUUCUGUAUGAGCUCUUAGAAGACAUAUCAACACUUACCAAACAACUCAAUACAGAAUAUCGAAUUUUCAGCACAUAUGGUGUGCCCAGAAGAUCACCAAGUAGUGAACCAACUGCCAGUACUCCACCAAAAAAGCUAAAAUAUGAUGCUUUAUUUGUUUCGGUUCACAGCACCACAUUACAUCUACAAAACAUUCUGUAUCGAACUCAUGUUGUUGAAGAAUAUCUGGAAACUAGGGAAAAUCUUGAUGACUUAAACAGUGAAUUGUCAACACCAGAUUUGCAGACUGCAUUGAAUGAUAUCCUGAAAGAGCUCGAUAUGUGCAGGAGUUGUUGUGAGCGAGGAAUAUCAUUUCUGAACACUUUAAACAAUCCAGAACUGCCAAAAAAUUUGGAAGAAGAGGAGGAUUGGCCUGCUAGAAGCCACAGUGGGAAUGAAAAUAUUAAACAAAUACAUGUUGGAAAAACAGACCUAGAUCCUGAUGUAGAAGAUGAAGUGUUUGAAGCCGUAAGCACUGCAGACUAUUUUGAUGAUGAAAUUGACUUAUAUGACAGUACUGAAUGUAGCAGAACUGAAAAACAACAACAGAAGAAUUGCUCAAAACUGAUGUUAGAUGAACUAAAAAGUAUCCUUGUUGACAAAGCAAAAGAGUGGAAAGAACGAGAGGAAAAGGCUCUCAAAAAUAAAAGAGCUAGAGAGGGCAUAUGUGAAGCAGAAAUUGUUGUUAAAGAGACUGAGUUAGCAGAUACAGUGGCUUUAAAGACUGAAAUUUCUGAUAGUCAGAGCAGACCAGUGGAAGAGGCUGAGUUAGCAGAUACAAUGGCUUUAAAAACUGAAACUUCUGUUGACCAGAGCAGGCCAGUUGAAGAAGGGGUCAAGGAUGUGUGUGUGUCUGACCCUGAAUUUGAAGAAUGUCAGCAAGCUAACAGUGGAGUUUGUUAUGAAGACAAUUCUUCAUUCACAAGUGAAGGGGCCGACAGGGAUCUUAAUCAUAGAAAAAUAGUAGGUUCAGAAAACGGAAAAACUGACAGUAACAUUAAAUACUCAGAAAAUUAUAAUGUGCAUGAGAUUGGUGUGUUUAAGGUUGGACUUUCUUCUCCAUUUGGGUUGCAGUCAACACCUUUAUCACAUAGAUUCAUGUUGAAAGAUUCGGAAACCUUUUGUGGGACUGGGGAACACUCCAGCAGUGAAGAUAGUGAUAAUGCCUAGGUUGUUACUUUUACAAAUGAAGGUGAACAUAUGUUACUACACUGCACAACUUGGAUUUUGACAAUAUGAUGGCUCAGGAGUACAGUAAAAAUUCAUAUGCUCAGUUUUGAAUGGUUGCCAUGAUAAAUACUUUUAAAUCGUUAUCACAAUGAAAUGGUUUUAUUGUGGUAUUUUUUUUAAUGUCUUAGCGGCUGUUAUUUGUUUGUCAGGUUGCAAAUUUACAACAGCUUAUAAUACAUUUCCAACAGUUCACAAUAAUGUUUUGGCAGUCCAAAAUAAAUUUGCAACUGAUCACAUACUCUCAGGGGUGUGUGUUGUGUGUUGGUCUCAGUAAAUCUCGGUGUUCUUUUAUGGUUCCUUCUUAUCAGUGCACCUCUUUGUUCCUUUUUGUUGACAGCAGGUUUUAUGAAGCAGCUUAACUGUUCACAUCAUGUAUAGUUUGUUCCUGACAUCCUAAUGGAGUCUUUAGGUGUGUGUGACAAGUGGAGAAAACAAGUUGGUGGCCAGAUUGAGGUACUUUUGUGACAAGUCCACCAAUUAAAAAAGAAGUAUGUUUACUGUGUGUCACGUGUGGUAGAAUGUGGAGAGGUUCCCUCAUGCUGAAAGUAUGUUGUGGCAAUCAUAUUCUGUAAUAUGUUCUCACAAUUUACUUUUAUUUGUACUAUGUUGGUUGUCAUGCAGCUAUCAGUUAUUAUUAUCCUGUAAAUGAGACUUCAUCAGACAGAAGCACAGCAUGACUGGUAUUUCACCAAUGGGAAAGUUCCUGCUGCUCAGCACUGUCUUCAGUGAGGUGUUGCAUGUGCUGUAGGUGAAAUAUGUACAAGUUUUCUUCAUGUAAUGGUCCCCAUGAAACUGAUAUUAGAACAUUGUGACAUGCAGAAACUUGUCACAUGCCAAUUAUAUGACUACAAUAAAUUAUAUUAAUGAUGUAUUGCAGUUUCUAAAGAUUUUGUUGAACGACUUAUUCAGGUGAAAUAUGGAAAUCCAGAUUUCAAAUUGUCAAAAACAGCUGUUUAUAUUUUUCUAUAAUAUCUUGAUCACAUCCAGCAGAGAAACCAGAAAUAAACAUUGAGUAAGUUUUAUUGAAAACAUGUAGAAUUUUUAGUGGCUGUCUGUACAGUAUCACAAUCGAUUAUAAAUUAUUUGGUCUGGCUUAA
Molecule: messenger RNA, 3463 nt
Organism: Schistocerca piceifrons (Central American locust)
Lineage: Eukaryota; Metazoa; Arthropoda; Insecta; Orthoptera; Acrididae
Product: vezatin-like
Exons: 9
Coding region: 51-2306 (751 amino acids)
Biological process (GO): cell-cell adhesion
Cellular component (GO): plasma membrane
Molecular function (GO): myosin binding
Source: RefSeq, a predicted model, not a curated record